UCCUGGAAGAGUUAAGAGACAACUCCAAAGAAUGGCGGAUACUGUCCCAUGAAGAACAACUCCUCUCUCUCUCUCUCUCCAAUUGUGUAUAAUGGAAGCCCAAAUCAGUGUCUCUGAAACAGAGCUUCAUCCUGAGACUAUGGAUUUCGAUUCUCCAGCUACUUUUGAUGAGCUCAAUCUUCAUGAAGUAAUUAACAAAGGCUCAUUAGACUUUGACGAAUGGAUUUCACUUAUUAAAAAGAUCGAGAAAGUGUAUCCUGAUAAUAUCGAGAAGAUUUGCUUAGUUUAUGAUUCCUUCUUGUCUGAGUUUCCUUUGUGCCAUGGAUACUGGAGAAGGUAUGCUGAUCAUAAGGCCCGCUUGUGUGAUGUAGACGAGGUUGUUGAAGUUUUUGAAAGAGCUGUGCAAUCGGCAACAUAUUCUGUCGGUGUUUGGGUUGACUACUGUAACUUUAGUAUGUUGGCUUUCGAGGAUCCAUCUGAUAUUCGCAGAUUAUUUAGAAGAGGCAUGUCAUAUGUUGGUAAGGACUACUUAUGCCAUGCUUUAUGGGACAAAUACAUUGAAUUUGAGUUAUCUCAGCAGCAAUGGAGUUUGUUAGCCCAAAUUUACAUUGAAGCUCUUAGAUUUCCUACUAAAAAGUUACAUCGUUAUUAUGAUAGUUUUAAGAAGUUAGCUAACUUAUGUACCAAGGAGUUGGGAUGCGAAACUGUGGAUUCAUGGUCUGGAUCUUCUGCUGAAGAUGAAGUUCCUAAAAGUUAUAGGGCAGAUGCAAUUUCCUCUGUUAUCAAAGACCUAUUGGAGCCAUCUAUCAGCUUGACCAGGUCAAAAGCACUACUUCAGAAAUAUCUAUACAUCGGAGAGCACUUAUAUCAGGAAGCAUGUCAGGUGGAAGAAAAAAUUAGCACUUUUGAGAUGAAUAUAAGAAGGUCCUACUUCCAUGUCAAGUUUCUUGAUGUUGAUCAAUUAGAGAAUUGGCAUCACUAUCUGGACUUUGUUGGGAUGCAAAGGGAUUUCGACUGGGCUGUCAAACUUUAUGAGAGAUGUUUGAUUCCCUGUGCCAAUUACCCUGAGUUUUGGAUGCGUUAUGCGGAAUUCAUGGAAACAAAGGGAGGAAGAGAGAUUGCAACCUACGCUCUCAACCGAGCAACACAAAUUUUUCUUAAGAGAGUGCCAGCAAUGCAUCUUUUUAAUGCCAGAUUUAAAGAACGUGAAGGAGAUAUAAUUGGGGCACGCACUGCACUUCUUCAUUGUGACGGAGAGUCAGAUUCUAAUUUUGUAGAAAAUGUAGUAAGGAAGGCUAACAUGGAAAAGCGUCUGGGAAAUUUUGUAGCAGCUACUAAUAUGUAUGAAGAAGCACUGGCAAUGGCCGAACUGAAGAAAAUGAUGAAUACUCUUCCUAUUUUAUAUGUUCACUUUUCUAGACUUAAAUACAUGAGGCAUUAUUGCAUACAGAUCACUGAUAAUGCAGAUGCUGCAAGAGAUAUCUUAAUAGAAGGCAUCAAACGCUUGCCUAACUGCCGGUUACUUUUAGAGGAGUUAAUAAAUUUUGCAACUCUGCAUGGAGGGCAGCGUCACAUACAUGUGGUUGACUCUGUCAUAGCUAAUGUAAUAUCUCCAGGGUCAGAUGUGUCUCAAGGUUGGAAUGCCAAGGAUGCAGAGCAUGCUUCAAGCUUAUAUUUAAAGUUUGUGGACAGUUGUGGAACUAUUGAUGAGGUUCGGAAGGCUUGGAAUCGGCACGUACGGCUAUUUCCAGACUCUUUCAGGACAGCCUUUUAUGAGCAGUUAACUACACAUGAAAAGUCAUUGCAAUUGGAUAAAGAGGGAAGAGAGAUUAACAUUGUCACUAAGCAUCAACAGCCACCUGGAGAUUCCAAUCCUGGCUCUCUGGUCCGGAUGCCUUUACAAGACAAGGAAAUGUCAUUGUUAGAAAAUAGUGGUACCAGUAAGUCUGACCAGGAUUCCUCUAACCUGAAUAUAUCAGAGCAGAAGCUUGUAGCACAUGAGAUUCAUGAUAUUCAAUUUAAGCAAACCCCCACUAGUAACCAAUUUCCUCUUGAAGAAGCUGACAGAGGUUCGGGGGAGAAAGUGAUGUUGCCAGCUCGUAAAGUUACUGAGCAAUCCAAGAAAGAUUCCCCAGAAACAAAUGUAUCCUCUGUAGAGUUAGUAUCUUUUCCUAAGCAGCCAACAGAAGAUGCUACUACUGAAUUAAAUGCGCCUUCAUCAAGUUUAAAACAGGAAGUUGCUGAAGAAACCGAUUCUUUACGAACUUUAAAUGAAUACUCAACUGGAAAUGAUCACAAGCAAGAUUAUGACCGUGAACCUCAGCGAGAUAUGCAGCCACUUUCACUAGAGAGUCUUUCCUUACACAAUCAGGGAAAACCAUCAUCAGAUUCAAAAAAAAUUGUGUCUCCUGCGUUUGAAGCUCCUCAAGAAACCUGCAUUUCUAAUGAAAUUAUGGUAGAGAGCAAUCAGCUAAAUAAUGAUGAAGAUCAUCUUACGCACAGCCAAAGAAAGGCUGAAGAUUAUUCCCCUCAAAUUGAAAAUGAAGUAGUCAAUCCAUUAUCUUCCAGGAGCCAUCAAAACCCUACUUCAACAAAACCUAGAUAUCAGCAAAGUAGGCCUGCAAAUAGUGGAGGAAACUGGCACCGAAUAAAUAAUUAUGGCAAAGUUCGUAGAGAAUCAAAAUUUGGAUUUCGAGGGCAUCUACAAAAAUCACAUCAACACAAGCAAGGUUCUACACAACACCACCCACGAGCUGAAUUGAGCGGUCCAAUUCCUAUCAGUCAAGGUAUCCCAUCUCAAAGUGCAUCGCCACAAACCCAGCAGAUUCCGCAAGGAAGCCAAUCUCAAAUUCAAUUUCAAACAAUUCCUCCUCCUAAUAUACCGCCGCCGCCUCUUCCACCUGCUACCUGGCCUGUGCAAAAUAUGCCACAACCAAAUUAUGCAUCUUCACCUCAACCGGUACAAGGUAGUGGAGAGCAGGAAAUGCAAAACAGCCAAGCAUAUAAUCAAAUGUGGCAAUAUUAUUACUAUCAACAGCAAAUGUUAAUGCAACAACAGCCUCAGCAACAGCAUUUGCAUAUGUCACAAGAGUAUCAGCAACAAUAUACUCAGUGGCAACAGCAGCAAUACCUGUAUCAGCAGCAGCUUCAGCAGCAUCCUCCUCCGCAGCAGCAGCUUCCGCAACAACCUCAUCAGCUCUACAUGCAUCAAGUACCACAGCAACCACAGCAAGAACAAGCCAGACAAGACCAACAACAGCAGCAAAACACUCCAUCAAAUAUUCAGGAGUGGAAUCACAACAACUAUCAACAGGACAUGUCUUUGGAACUUGAUGGAAGUAAUCAAUCUGGGGCGGAACCAACAGCCACACAUAAUAUAGCAUCUCAUGAGGACCAAGCAAUGCCACCACUACAUACUUCUACUGCAAGAGAGACAAGUGAAAAUGUUAAAUCUCUAAAUUCCAACGAGCAAUCUCCGGCGAAACAAUGAGGUAUGUCAAGUCAAUGUGGGUGUGGGAUCACCAUCCAUUUUUUCUGCUCUUAACCUCUUAAUGUCUGAUGUAAGAAGGGAUUCAAAAACUUAUACAGAAAGGUGUUUUGGUAGAGAAGAAAAGAUGGGCCUUGCUUGGUGGUGUUAACACCUUUGAUUACUUUGUAAUCUCAUCACAUAUCAAUGAAAGAUGGUAGUUGCCUUC
Molecule: messenger RNA, 3695 nt
Organism: Humulus lupulus (European hop)
Lineage: Eukaryota; Viridiplantae; Streptophyta; Magnoliopsida; Rosales; Cannabaceae
Product: pre-mRNA-processing factor 39-2
Exons: 13
Coding region: 92-3490 (1132 amino acids)
Biological process (GO): mRNA 5'-splice site recognition; RNA processing
Cellular component (GO): U2-type prespliceosome; U1 snRNP; commitment complex
Molecular function (GO): protein binding
Source: RefSeq, a predicted model, not a curated record